AUGAUGGAAUUUCCAUCUGAAUUUUUUCCAUAUGUAGGUGCAAUAAGUGUUAAUGGUCAAUUGAGAAAUGUUACACAUAAUUCAGCUAAUAUCAUGCAUGAAAUUCACUCUUUUAUGAUGGAUUCAAUGACUUCUCCUAACUCAGAUAUUAGUACCAAAUCAACGCUGGCAGCGGAUGUGUAUAAAAUCACUAAUGAGAAUAAUAAUUUCAGGAGUAUUGGGAGUUUCGAAAAGAAAAUUAGUGAUUCCGCAGCACAUGUAACCAUGCCAUUAGCUACUUACAUACAUAGCAUAACAGAAGAUGCAAUCGUAGAUAACAUUUUAAAAGAAAAUGGUAGACAACUAUCAACAAAUAUAACAUCAACAACAACAACGACCAUUCAGAUAUGCAGUGCUAAUGAAACGAAUGCCAUUAAUGUAACUAAUUUGACAUCAUCGACGUUUACAGCAGCCAUUACUUAUGACUGUGGCUCGAUAGAGCCAUCUGAUUUAGAAAUACACUACGACACAAUAGCAAAUUGUUCUAUUACUAAACAUUCUGCAAACAUGACUCUUAAUAGUACAGUUGAUGUUACAUGCCAGAGUAUCGAAAAUCAGGCUGGUCGUAACUUCACAUUUGUUCUUACUCAACGUAAUCGUAAUCAAUUAAUCGACAAUGAAACAUUCAUCGUUACACUUGAGCCAUUACCUCUUAAUAAUUCGGCAUAUAUCGUAAUUAUUCCUGAUGAAAGUCUAUCAUCAGCAUCAAUUACAGUGCAGAAUUGCGAGAAAAUAGCAGAAUUAGAAUACCUCGUCUUUGAAUGCGGCACUGUCAAUAAGUCAAAUAGAUUUCUUCUUGAAAACUGUACACAAACAUGUGAUAAUCUACAGCCAGGUUCUUCUUAUGAAGCAACAUUAAUUCGAUUACCUAUUCCCGUAUAUGGCACAAAUAGGACGUUUCUCGAAGACAGAAUCACUCAAAAAUAUCAAAUAGGUCUGGAUAAAACAAAAAAUAUGACGUUCAAUAGUACUAUGAUGGAAAAUGGAACAGGAAUCAUUCAUUUCACUCCUCCAAGAGAAUAUUAUGAGACGAUUCAUUUUGAGUGUGUUGCAAAAGAUCAAAAUUGCAGCGAAUCUGUUAAAAAUUUGACUGCCAGCAUUAGCAACUGUUCCAAUUACUCGUUUGUUUUAAUGUCUAAAGUAAUUCAAGGAGUCAACUACGUAUGUCAUGCUAUGACUAUAAAACGCUCUUUCAAUUCUACCAAAUCGGAUGACUUAAGUUUUAACACAACUCUUAAGCCUGUACUUUAUAAUGAAGUGCGUGAUUUUAACUCAAGUCGUAUCAUGUUCAAUUUUACUCAUCAAAGUGACUACAAUAGCAUUUUAUUUAGCUGUGACGUAGUUGGCCAUCGAUCCCAAUAUUGUUCUACUAUAAAACAUUCACAAGCUACUUGUUCCACAAAUUUGGAAACUAAUGGAACUCGUGGAUGUGACUAUAAUUGCUCAUUUACUACGCGAAAAAUGAAUUAUAGUGAGGCGAUUUCACAAAAUCCUCCAAUACCGAUGAUCAAAGAAAAUAGAACAGCAUCUCGAUGGAUACAUCUUAAUUGGACAACACAAAAUUUUCGUUUAAUUACACAAAUAACAUCGAACCAUUUAAAUGGCAAGUAUGAACUUCGUGUUGAACUUAAUGCAAAUCAUAGGACACUAUCGGAACCGAUCAUUGUUAAAACAAAAUCAGAAGCACCUAAAAGACCAGCUCCUAUCGAUGUGGAAAAGAAAAUUGUUCCACAAAAGGAUGAUAAGGCAUCAACAACUAAUCAGUAUGUUAUUAAUGUAGAUCUAUCAUUAUUUUCUGAUGAGUAUGGAAUUGUAGAAAAAUAUUUAAUUUAUGUACGUCAAGAUCUAAACAACAAUGACUCAGAAAUAUUUUUAAAUGGUACUUAUACUGAUGCUUGGCAUAAUACAUCGUUUGAUUAUUUAGCUGUUGAGAUACCGAUAAUUUCUUUAACAGCAAUGAAUUUACCCUCCACCAAACCAGGACCAGGCUCAUCAAAAUCAUGGGUUAUAGUAUUUCCGCUUUUGUUUCUUGUGAUUAUUGCAUCUCUAGCUGUAUGGAAACGGAAACAACUUGAGGGCAUGAUUGGCCGCAAAACUAGACAACAUGUAGAUGAUGAACGUGAUCCAUCAAUGUUAUUAUCAUCAGUAAACACGAUUCCAACGAAAAAACCGAAAUCACUUUUUAAAUACGUUAAUAUGACGAACGAAGACGAAAGAUCAAUAUAUGACGAAUAUCAAGAACUAGAUGAUACCACACCACAGUAUCGUCAAUCAGAAUGUGAUCUUAAAUAUAAAGAUUACGAUCGUUAUUCUAACAUUUCCGCCCGAGGACCUUGGGACAGCACAGCUGUUCGAUUGCGUGCUGUUGGUAGUAAUCCGCGUGAUCAUGAUUAUAUUAAUGCAAAUGAAAUCAAAGGAUUACACGGUGAAAAACAAUACAUAGCUUGUCAAGGUCCAUUACAAGGAACUCGCGAAGAUUUUUGGGAUAUGAUUAUUCAAUAUGGCGUAAAAAAAAUUGUCAUGUUGACGAGAACAGAAGAACAAAAUCCUCAUAAUCCUGCACAACAAUUACCAAAAUGUGCCCAAUAUUUUCCUGAGAAGAAAGGAGGCGUAUUGAGAAUAUCUAGAAUAUCUAUUGAAGUGAUAGAUAUUGAAAAUCAGCCGGACCUCGAAAUUCGCCACCUAGUUAUUAAAUAUGAUAACAAUGAUCAUCAUGUAUUUCACUAUUAUUUUACAGGUUGGCCAGAUUUCAGUGUUGUUGAUCCACAAGAAUUAAUUAAUCUUAUUGAAAAUAUUAACAAGCAUAAGCCAAAUCGACCGAUACCAGUUGAAAAAAUGAAAGAAAUUUCAUUAACUCCUAUAGUUGUUCAUUGCAGCGCUGGUGUCGGUCGAACAGGUACUUAUAUAGCAGUGGACAUUAUUAUGUCUUUAAUUGAGCGACAAAAAAAUGAAUUAUCAACAAUGAAACUUGAUGUUAUGGGUAUUGUUUAUCAGUUAAGACAAGACAGAGGGAAAAUGGUACAAACAAAGGAUCAAUAUAUGUUGGUAAAUAAUUGUGUAGAAGAAUAUUUAAGACGUACCAAUCGAUUAAAUAGUGUUUUGAAAUCAGCACCAAAAUAUCAAACUACAAUUCAUACUGCAGAACUAACAUCUACAGAAAAUCGUACUCAUUCAACAAACUCUAAUGAUACUGCAGGUGAGCCAGUUAAUGAACAAUGUUAUAAGCGAACUUAA
This is a messenger RNA of Rotaria socialis, 3273 nucleotides long. NCBI's taxonomy places the organism in Eukaryota, Metazoa, Rotifera, Eurotatoria, Philodinida, Philodinidae. The record is from the annotation of a GenBank genome assembly.